Molecule: messenger RNA, 1422 nt
Organism: Dufourea novaeangliae
Lineage: Eukaryota; Metazoa; Arthropoda; Insecta; Hymenoptera; Halictidae
Gene: C1q-VP
Exons: 3
Coding region: 125-622 (165 amino acids)
Molecular function (GO): protein binding
Source: RefSeq, a predicted model, not a curated record
GCGUCCAAGGUAAUAUAAAGGCAUACAUCGACUUCACCUGGUUUAACUUACCUGGAACAUCGAACAGCUGCCGCUGUCCAGCACGGUCAGGAAGUCCGUCAGUGCCACACCACUUUCUACCAUCAUGGUGGUGUGGACGGCGCUGAUACUAACAGCAGCCAUUUUGGCGGAGGCAGCGGUACCAGAUCCGCCAUCAUCCGGUAUCACCACCGUCGGCUCUCUGAAAUUGGGAACGGCAGCUGAUUGCGCUGGCGUUGUCGCUUUUUCUGCUACCCAGCCUAAGGGCGGUCAUAUCGCUGGUCUAUAUCCAUUGCCAUUCGACACGACACUGGUCAACAAAGGCGUCGGCUAUGUCGCUCAAACGGGAAUCUUCACCACCCAUUGCCCGGGCCUCUAUCAAUUCAGCUUCGCUGGUUAUGGCAGCGACGACCUAAGGCUAACUCUUCGAAAACGAAAGAACGAGUCUGAGAAUUGGCGGAUGGUUGUCUCCACUGGUAUGGGAGGUGGCUCUAACUUAAUUCUGCAGGAAGUCGAAGCUGGAGAACAAUUCACGGUUGUCGUUGAGUCCGGAAAGAUAGAGUGGAGCGGCACAUUCUCUGGAUAUCGAAUCGCCAAGAAAUAAUCGGCAAAAUAACAAUGAUCCCUAAAGAAGAUUUAUCCUUCAAGAUCGGCCGAAGCUAUCUUUAAAAAUAAUUGACCACGACAAUUGGAUGAUUCAAUUCGCUCGUGAUCGAGCUGAAAUUCUCUACGAUUCAUCGGAACGCUACGUAAAAUUUGGUCUUUCGAAAACCCCUUUCCUCGGUAAUCAGCAUUUAAUUGUUUGUAAUUUAUAGUUUAUAUAAAACGUUUUCUGUUAAUCGUGUAAAUGUUCGAAGGCUGAUUACCGAUGAUCUUGGUAUGUCUAUCGUGGUUACCUGAUAUCAACCUGAUGCUGAAGAGUGCAAAAUGGAAAUGAACUCGAUGUUCGAUCGGUAUUUGAUAAAACUGCAAGUUUAUAAUGUUUUCUCUAUAUAUUUAAUCUACACGAGGAAUCGCUCGGAAUGAUUAUCAUCGAAGUUGUAGUAUGAGUUUCGAAUUGGAAAAUGAUUGAUCAGAGCGGUUUUAAUCUUCUCCACGUACUUAACGCUCUGUGAUAGCCCUCUUUUCCCUUCGUUCUUCUUUUUCUUACUGUCGUCACAAUUUCAUUGAUUUUAUUGGUUAUUUUCAUGUACAGUCGCAUCGGCAGGAGUCAAUGAAAUUGUGAAACAAACUCUGUUCUCAGCUCAUGAUUGGUGAUUUUCCUGAUUUCUUUUUUAUUUUCUUUCUCCUAUUUUCUCUUUAGCUAUAAACAUCUUAUUUCUCUUUUUACUCUCUUUCGUUGUACAUACAUCUUUCCACUCCGAAAAUGUUUACGAAUUCUUUAAUUUUUAUGUACUACUUUUU